Messenger RNA from Lethenteron reissneri (Far Eastern brook lamprey), 4775 nucleotides. Its product is annotated as synaptonemal complex protein 2-like. The record is from RefSeq and is a predicted model, not a curated record. Gene Ontology annotation, cellular component: condensed chromosome, centromeric region; lateral element. NCBI's taxonomy places the organism in Eukaryota, Metazoa, Chordata, Hyperoartia, Petromyzontiformes, Petromyzontidae. Gene Ontology annotation, biological process: male meiotic nuclear division; mitotic G1 phase; female meiotic nuclear division.
GCGGUGGUGAGGUGAGGGCCGAUUUUAAAUCUCACAAUCGAACUAAAUACAACAUUAACUCUCGAUUUCAGGUGUCUUCGCGACACCAGGGUUGUGGCGAUGGAAACCGCCCCAAAGCGAUCGCAUUUCUCGCAAUCGCUUGAAUACCGAAUAUCAGAAGCAUUAAAAGGCAAUGGCUUUGACGAUUUGGAGAGGUGCCUUGCAGAAGAUGACUCGGUGCAUGUUGUCUCAAGAUAUGACAACCAAGUGCUGAUUAAUCUGGACACACUUAUUCAGAAGGAGCUCGGCAAAAAGAAUUUCACCAAUGUUGCACUGUUGCUGAGGUGUCUUUUGCUUUAUAAUAAGUUGGACAGAAACUCUGUCUUACGUCUACUACGCGAUGGAGUUGUUUCUAAGGUUGCAAAAUGGUUCAAGCAGGUAAUUGAGCUGCAUACCAAAGACAAGGCAUCCAAGUCUGCAGUGAUUGUGGUGUUUGAGCACUUCUUUGAAGCCAUUUCGAUUUUUGCUGGUAUUAACAAGGAAGGGCGUACAAAGGUUAUCGGCUCAUUUUUCUACAUCUUAUGUGACUUGGUGGUUCAUCCAAUGGUGGACUUUUUUGUACAAUUGGAUGCCAUUAACAAGAUCAACAUGUUACUAAAUCCUGCAAAUCAGUUCGUGAAGAAGCAGAUUAUGAAUGCUGAGGAAACAAAAAAACUAAUGAAUAUAUGGGGAAGACACCUUCCUUAUGCUGGUGAUUACGAACUGCAGUUGGGGCUCACGGAGGCUCUAUGUCGCCUCGCCAAGGAGAAAGUGCGACUAGAGCUGUCAAAGCAGUGGUUUCCCAUGGAGUUCAUUGUCACCGCCUUCAAAGCUAUCAAGGACUCUGACUUUGAGACGGAUUGUAGAAAGUUCCUUAACACUGUCAAUGGGAUCCUUGGAGAAAAAAGAAGUGUGAUUACCUUCCCAUGCAUUGCAAUUUACUUAGAAGACUAUGAGCUGAAAAUGCCACGCGAUGAUAAAUUGGAAAACUUCUGGGUUGAUUUUAACAGUGUCAGCCAUCGCAUUUCUUUCUUUAUUGCUGAUGAGGACGAGGAAAGCGACGAAGAUCUUUGGGAGACGAUCAGCUUACCAGAAAAUAUAAUAGUUGAAUACAGCGUAGAAGCAAGGAGUAAGGAACAAGUGGUCAUGAUUACAAUGCUAAGUCCAGUGAGCACAGCAAAAAAGAAUGGAAGUAGAGUUACCAUUCACUUUGACAAAUCGUUUGAUAUUUUAACCGCCCUUGGAAAUGUCUUUGGGAAGGAAAAGCUGAAGCUAAAAGCAUUGAACUCGCGUAUGCAAGAGAAGGCAUCACAACACAGAACAAAAAGAUGCUAUAGUGAGCCAGAGAUGAUUGAGAAGCAUUUGAGAAAACAUGCCAGGAUGGAAAAACGGGGACACAGUGAAGGAGAACAUUCGCCCCUUCAUUCUAUGAAUCAAAACCAAACCAAGUUCAACAUGUCUGAUUCAACUCCAUCUCUGGUCAUGACAAAAACUCCCAGCUUGGGAAAAACUUCAAUUUCAAUGAUGAAUAUCAUUCAUUGCAGUGCUGGUAUGAAGGCCACAACAAUAUAUCCUGCUGAAGACCGCAAUGCCACCAAGGUAAAGGACAUUACAGCUCCUGAAGGAAGUAACGUGACUGCAAGUGGCAUGCUCAAUGAAACACGGCAAAAUUUCAGAACGGAUGUUUCAAAAAACAAUGUGGAAGAGACAAAGAAAACCAAUGUGACUGAAUGUGGUGCUGCUACCAGGAACACAUGCAAGCCUGUUGAAUUGCCAGCAGUGAAAUUUCGAGAAGACCACAAUCUCACCCUGAGUCCAGUAAUAGAAGAAAGCAUCAGUCACGCCUCCAAUACAGAAAAAGAUAUUUCGACUUCCGUUACGAUUGACUUGUCAGAGGCUGAUGGCGAGAUGCCAAAUAAUACCAUGAAACCUACAAGCUCUAAAACACCGGACCACCACGGUACCCUUACCAAAGAAGAUGCACGGUCAGAUCAGGCUAAGGAAACGACUGUGGGCUCUUCUAGAUUUGAAUUCUCGUCUAGUGCAGGUGCGAGGCCAAAGGAAGCUACCUCCACGCCUUCCAUUGCCAUUGAGAAGCUUGUUCAAUAUCAAUUGGAGAAAAGUAUGCGUCACUUGGAAGGGCAUCGUUCUGACACGUUGUCAGAAGAAAAAGAAGCCUCAUCUGACCAAUCCCAUAUGAAGACCAAGAGUGUGUGGAGUCAGCCUAAAAAUAAGGUCACGAAUGCCAAUUCCACGGACAAAAUGAUAGAUCCCAAAGGUAUGGAGGCAUUGAAUCCAGUGGCAACACUGCCUCAACAAAAGCAGAAGCUUCCACCGACUGCAGAUAAUUCAACUUCCUCAGAGGUGGAAGAUGAGAGAAUUAGCAACAAAUAUAUGGUUAAAAAAGUACCAGCAAGUCUUGAACCUAUCAAAGCACCUAACACGAAGAGUCUUAUUAUGUCAAUUGCUGGAAAGUACAAUGACCUUGGUAAAAGGAUCAGCUUUAAGCCGACAAAAAAAAUAUACGAAUUUCAGAGUGAUAAGGUGCCUUCCAAAGAAACCGCACUGGAUUUAGACAAAGAACAUGUUGGGUUGACGGUCUCAGAAAAAACCCCAGAAAGGAGCUAUAUUUAUGAUUUUAGCAGUGGAGGAGAGGAAGACACGUCUGAAACUACUGCAGCUGAUUCUAAGAAAAGACAAAGGAAAACCAAACGACAUGGAACCGACAAGAUUAACAACACGGGCAACAUGUCUGCAAAACAAUCGGGAAAGAACGUGAAGAAAUUGGGCAAGCGUCUGUUCUCAGAGACAGAAAGUGACGCUUUGACAGAUGCCAAGAGUGAUGUCAGCUGGAUCGUAAAAUCCUCUGAAAAGAAGAAGCCCAAGUUGAAAGGAUACUCGUCUAGCAAGAUAAAUAUAAACGCAGUCUCUGCUCAAAAGACAUUUCUUGCAAGCACCCCUUCCUCUUCGACCAUCAGGAAACGGGGAACGCAGAAGAACGCUCCUUCAGUGACUGCCGAAAGAAUACCCUUAAUAAACGCAACAAUAAAGCCCAAGGAAAGCAGAAGUGGUGAUACAGAUGGAAAACCAGCAUCCUCCAGAAGAUUUGUGCAAGGGAAGAGGCAAUUAAAAUCUCAACUGAGCAGACAAAUGGACAGCAGAAGCAGUGACGAUGAGUCGGGAUCUAAAAGGAAGGGUGACAUGCCUAAGGAAAAAUACCCUGCAAAACGUAACCCACCUCAGCCCAAACGCCCGAGAAGGGCAGCAGCAAAGAAGGCGGUUUACAAAGACGUGUCAGAUGACGAGAUUGAAAACGAUCAACUUUUGGACACUGAGGAAUAUGAAACUGCAUCCCAUACAGUGAUACCCCUUGAAACAUCUUUGUCUAAGAAUAGGGGUAACAAGUCCGGCGUCGAUGAAAAUGAUCUGCCUCGCGCUGCUUCUCCAGAAACACCCUCGUCGAUCGAGAAGCCAAGAAGUGAGAACUAUUUGCCAGCUGGAAUAGUAGAAAUAUACAACCGGCCACUCGCCGCCUCGCCAAUGCCAUCCUUGGCUGAAAAGUCGUUCAGCCUUGGGUCGAUUUCCCCUGGCUAUGUUGAAUCGCCUGCUUUGUCACUUGUGAUCCCUGAAAACUCACUCUCCAACAAUUCACAAGGUUCACCAAUUGCUAAAGAGUUCCCAGAAAGUAUAAUGAACACUCUAAGUCAAUUUGUGGACGAUAUUGAUGAAGACUCUAUGUUGCAGUCUGAGUCCAGCCCAGAGGCAUCACAGGCUUCACAGCAGACUUUUAAACGCUGCUUGUAUCAGCCGUCCAAGCUGACCAACUUGAACACUCCCACAGAGAAAUGCAGCUACGCACCAGAACCCUUAUUGAAUACACCUCCGUCAACAUCUGCCAAGAAGAGCCUAAAGUAUAAGCAGGCGCGUAGAGCAGCGUUUGACCGUUCAAGAAAAUGCUCAAUACAGCCAAGUGAAAGACAAUCUUCAGAACGUGCCACUUACGACGAGAUGAACGAGACGAUUUGUUCCAGACAGUCUACACUAAAACCAAAAAAGCUGUUAAAUUCUGCAGCAGUAGCUAUGGUUUCCAACACAGCAGAUGACGUAUCGAGCGACGAUGCUUCGAGCGAUGAGCUAAGUCUUGAUGCAGACGUGGAGGAAAUCGUUAAUGAUGACAGCAUUGCCAUAUCGCUCAAAAACUUCAGCACCAACAUAGUGAAAAUUACAAAGGCAAAGUAUGACAAAAUUGAGGCGUACACAAAGAACUCCCUACGGGUGACUGAAAAUGAGAUGUCCAAGCUGUGGGGCCAGAUUCGACACCGAAGGAUUCAGAAAAUAAAGCGCACGCAGAGAAUACUGCUUGACGAACUGCAGAAUGUGAAUGAGGAAACCAAAUUGCUUAAGGAGAUGGAGAAUGACAUGCUGAACUUUUGGAAGAAACAGGAAAAAUCUUUCACGACCUUCAGGAUAAAGCAAGAAGAAAGGCUGAAACGAAUGCAAAGCCUAUUUGUGGAAAGUCAACAUCAGUCUGAUAAGGAAGAGAGGACAAUGAUUGAAAAUGGAACUCGGACACUGCGGGAAGAAUUGAAAGUCUGCCAAGACCGCCUUUUGAAUGAAGCUCAAAAGGAAGAGCUGAAUCAAGUUCGACAAACGCUUGAGGCCACAUUCACGUCUGCUUACAUUUGAGGGAAAUGUUCCAGACAAGGAAGAACGGCGUCCAUAUUAACUACAGGAAGAUUGAAGUUGCAUUUUCAAAA